AUGUUCAGUCCUUUACUCCGCGUGCUCGCGCUGUCGUGUUUUAACAUCAGGCUCGCGGGCGUCCGUGCGUCACGACAGGAGAACUCACCAUGGUUCAUCGGCUGCUGCGUAUGCGCCAGUGGCUCCUCUUCCCUCUUCCCACUCCAUGAUGAACCCACGGGUGUCCGUGACCUUGACCCGGUGAGCUGCUCUGUGCGCUGCCUGGAUGAAGGUGUGCUGCACUGUCCUGUCGCAGGUGAACCUGGGACAGUGGCUCUCUACAGGACUGCAGGGCCGUUUCUGCACACCGUGAGUCUGUCCACCUCAUCAGAGAGAGUCCCGGCUGGGAAGACGUUUGUCCUAGAAGUUUCUGGAAAGCUGGCCGGACGCCCUGACCAGCCCACAGGGAUUCAGAGUCGGGCAGGUCAGGACUUCUCUUACGUCACAGUGGAGUUCCUGGGCGUGACCCCUAAAGUUCAAAGUUCACGUCAUGUCAGCUUGUUGGAUGACGGCUCUUUCUCCGUGUCAAGUGAAUGGUUUUUGCAAACUCCGGGAAAAUAUCAAAUUACAGGACGUUAUAAUGUCACAGUUAAGGCUGGCAACUGGACCUUGUUUCAAACACACGUCCUGGUUCAGGAUCCAGUGGGAGAGCUGGUGCUGAGCGUGCCUCGUGUGAUCAGGCCAGAUCACAGACAACCGGUGUCAUUCAGCGUGGCAGCAGGGUCUGACAUGACUGUGUCUCUGCUGGUGAAUGCAACACAGGUGUACAGAAACUGCACAUACGCUGCAGGGGAAGAGGUGACGGUGGUUUUGCUUUUCGACCACACCGGGGCCUCUGUGGUGGAGCUUCGAGCUGAGAAUCGAGUGUCUUCUCAGAACAAGAGCGUGAGGCUGUGCGCCGAGGGGGACGGGAAGUCGUUGCUGCAAGUUAGAGCUAAUCCAAACUGGCAGCCACCCGCCACUCAGAGUCCUGCAAACAGUGAGGUGGUGCAGAUUUUUGCAGCAAUGUCAGCUUAUCUCACAAAUAAAGAUAUCACCUUCCUGGCUGUGGCCGAUCCACCAGACAAUGCAGAGUUCACCUGGCAUUUUGGAGACUCCACAUCCGUCAGAACCACCUCCAGAACAGUCACCAAGAGAUACCACAAACCUGGAAAGUUUGCUGUGGUUGUGGUGAUGUCGGCCGGUCAGACGUCCAUCACCUCUGCGGUGUUUCCUCUGAUCGUCCAGAGAGCAGUGAAGCUCAACAGGCUGGUCCACCAGCCCUCGGUCCUACAGAACCAGACAGUGAAUGUGAGUUGUCGGGUGAAUGUCGGGACAAACCUCACCUUCCUGUGGAGCUUUGGAGACGGAUCAUGCAUCAGGCUGGGACAGAGCACAGAGCAGCAUGUCUUCCACAGAACAGGGGAGUUCACAGUGGAAGUGACUGUGUCUAACCUGGUCAGCUCAGCCUCACUAAAGAGUCAUAUCUUUGUUGUGGAACAACCAUGUCAGCCUCCACCGGUUAAAAACAUGGGUCCUCUGAAACUACAGGUACAAAGGUACGAGGUUAUCCGCUUGGGAGUGACCUAUGACACUGAACUGGACUGCGACUCAUCAGGAGGCCUUCACUACACGUGGACACUGCUGGACUCUGCGGGCCGGUCACUUCAUUUGCCUUUGACAGACACUCACAGACAGAGUCUCACACUGCAGAGCUACUUCUUACAGUAUGACACCUACACUGCCACAGCCAGGGUCCAGGUCAUUGACAGUGUGGUGUACAGUAACUAUAGUGUGAAAGUUCAGGUGAUGCCUAGCUCUCCGGUGGCCGUUAUCCAAGGUGGCACCAACGUCUUCAUCAACAACAGAAACACCACCAUCAUAACUCUGGACGGGCAGCGAUCGUACGACCCCGACUUCCCAAAGAACCCACUCAGCUACAGCUGGACAUGUAAACCACUCAGCUCCAUCACUACCUCCUGUUUCCAUCAACGCAUUUCCACUUCCUCCCCCGUGCUCACAUUUGCCGUCAGUCUCUUAAAGUGCAACUUUGACCAGUUCCAGUUCACGCUGACCGUGCAGAGCGCAGAGCGAUCGGCUUCCGCAGAGACUUUCCUCACAGUCGCACCACAUGUGCUCGGGAAGCUGUCACUUUCCUGCCCGCGUUGCCAAGGAAACCAGGUGAGCUGGGACUGGUCCUUCUCUGUGAGCACCUCUUGUGAAGACUGUGAUGUUUCCCCACAUCACAUCCAGUACAGCUGGAGUCUGUACCUGGUCAAUGCCUCCUCUAAACAUGUCGUAGAAGUCCCAUUUUGUCACACUGUGGAUCUCAGUGCUCCUUCCACAAUCAGUGAGGGACCUGCAGAGCAACUUCAGACUCCUGAGAUUUCCAGCCUGCCUGACUCACACUACAAUGCAGCUCCUCUCUUGACAGAGAUCACCUCAGAAAGUGAAGCCACAAAACUAAAUCUGGGCCACACUGACACUGGGACAUCAUCAGAGACGAGCAGAGACAUGUCAAAUAAAGCAGCUGAAGCGUCUAUUCCAGGUUCAGAUUAUGACGUUCCCUUCCCGAGUGCAGAGGAAGGAGAGCCGGGGAGUUCAGCGGGAAGACCCACAGGUGCGGACGGUGAGACCUUCAGCCUGGGAGACGACUCAGCGUUCGAUCCAGCAGCACACGAAGGCGACGGCAGUAACCUGUUGGUUUCCAGACCCUCUGUCGUGACUCAGCAGCCAACUUUGCUGGAUUUACCCCGAGACCCAGUGGACAGAGUCCUUUUUGAGUCCUACACAUACACAGGAAUUUCCUCCCCCGUGCUCAGUGUCAGACCCUUCAGUCUGAGGCCGGGGAGCAGAUACAUGCUGGAGCUCACUGCCAAGUCUCAUGACAGAUCUGUGGGUCGAACUCAGCUGUUCUUGGAAACCAAGUCCGUCCCAGAAGGUGCCAGGUGCCAGGUGCAGCCAGUCAUGGGGAGCGAGUUGCACACACACUUCAGCGUCUUCUGCACCUCGGGGAAGGAGGAUUUACUGUAUGAGUACAGCUUCAGUGUCGGAGGAAAACAACCCAGGGUGCUGUACCACGGAAGAGAUUUCCAGUAUUAUUUCAACCUUCCUUCAGGUGACCCCAGUGAUGAUUAUAAAGUAACAAUUUAUACAGAAAUCAGAAGCAGCACAUACGGAACAACCACGAAACCCUGUCCUGUCACUGUCCAAGUCCAGCCUGGCUUCCUCAGAGACACUUCACCUCUUCAUGAUGAUCCUGAUCUGGAGCUGUCAGGUUCAGGUCUGAGGAACCUGUCAGCUCUAGUGAAGCUCGGGAACAGUCGGGAGAUUGGUAACUACAUCAGUCUACUCUCCAGCGUCCUGAACAGACUUAGCCUGGAUACCGAGGCCAACACACAAGCACAGAGACAUGUACGCUGUGUGUUAAUUUGCACGCUGUGUGAGCUCAAGAGCGGUGAUCAGGCUUCAAUCCUGGACAGCGUCUCCACGCUCAAAGACCUUCUACAAGUCACAAAUCAAGUGACUUUAUCCAGUGUGAGACAUGUGACACUUCACAUUCAGGCUGUCUCAUACCUGUUUGUGGAGUCCAGCACUGCAGCCACAUAUCACCUGGACCAUAAGACGCUCAGCACCUUGGUCGUCCUCCUUUCCUACAACUUGCAGGCUGCUGUCACAAAUCGGGACUUCACGCCUGAAAUGCACAACUCAGAUAACAUUACACAUGUGCGUGAAUCAGACUCACACAAUUGCUGCAUACGAGCUUCAGCCACCGGUGAUCUCAUCGCAGGAGGAUUGACCUCAGCAGAGCAGACGAGGCGCCUUGUUGUGGACGUUCUGCAGACUGCGUCAGACCUGAUGCUGACGUAUAUUCUGUUCCACAAGGUCCAGCAGCACAGAGUCAGCACAGAUCUCCUCACGUUAUACGCCACGUACCAAAACCAAACCUCCCCAGUGAUCAGCAGCGGCUCCACCACCUUCUACAUCCCCGCUUCUCUCGUCCAGCUUCUGUUUGUUCAUCACAGCAGAGCGACAGAGAGCAGGCAGCGUCCGCCUUGUGUGCUCGGCCUGCUGACCGAGCUCGCCACCGACCCUUACACCUCCACCCGCCGUCCCACACAGUUCAGUGGACCAGUGGUUGACCUGAGUCUGUACAAGUGCAACACGAGGAGGAAGAUCCCUGUUCGAUCCCUUGUUCUGCCAGUCAGCGUCCAGCUGCGACAUCCACCAGGAAACAGGAGCUCUGUGCACGAGCACGUCCUGGUCCACACGCAGGUCAACUACCACAGCUUCAACCUCACCCAGGACCAUUUGCAUCAGGCCGUGCAGUUGAGCGUGGAGUUCACGCCGCCGCCCAACAAAGUGUUUCCCGUCAUGCUGCUCUUCAGGAUGUUUGAAAAGCCGACUCCCAGCAUGCAUCACCUGCGCAGGAUUCAUGACUGGGAGAGCGACAGCAUUUGCAUCACUUUGCCCCCGUCGUACCUAAACGCAGCAGGGGUCGGUCACCUGGCACUGCUGAACGCAGAGUUUGGAAAAGCGCGCAGACACAAGCACCUGAGUGAACAGAUCAGCUACACUCUCACCGUGGUCAGCAGCCAGUGUUUGUCCUGGGAUGACCACCAGGGGGCCUGGACUCACCGUGGCUGCAGGACACAGCGAGGAGACACAACGUCUGCUGUCAACUGCAGUUGUCACCAGUUGAGGCCACUGACAGUGGUGCAGCACCACAUCCAGAGCAGCAAUGACACAUCCAGUCUGGAGCCAUUCCUGAGUGUGUCCCAGGAUCUCACCGUGCUGGCUGUGCUGGUGCUGUGCGCGUGCCUGUGCCUCCCAGCGUCGGUGGCGUGCAGGAGAGCAGACGCCGACAACGAGAAGCACCGGAGAGUCCACUAUCUCUCUGACAACUCUCCAUUUGACCCAUGUCUUUAUGCUGUGACCAUCCACACUGGCCUCUGCUCUGCAGCCACUAUGACUUCAAAGGUGUUUACGUCACUGUACGGUGAAGACGGAGUCUCCCACACAAAGGAACUACAGGUCCCAGGGUGCACUCUGUUCAGAAGGAACUCUCAAGACACAUUCUUACUCAGUGCAGCAGAGAGCUUGGGAUCUAUGUGGGGGGUUCACAUCUGGCACGACGGCUCUGGACCGUCGCCAGACUGGUACCUGAAACACGUGGAGGUGUCUGAGGUGAGCAGACGUGCUUGGCUGUUCCUCGGUCAGUGCUGGCUGGCUGUGAACAAAUGUGACGGCCAGGUGGAGAGGAUGCUGCGUGUCUGUACCCACGGACUAGGCUUUGCUGAGAUGUUACGUUUUAAAUUAUCCGACCUCUUGGCCGACUUCCACAUCUGGAUGUCUGUGUACAGCUGCCCCUGCCCUAGCUUGUUCACACAUGCUCAAAGACUUGGUGUGUGUCUGCUACUGCUGUUGGGUUACUCGUGCGUCGACGCGGUGAUCAUAUCACAAAUGGACGAUCAGUUGCCGUUCGAGUUGGGCUUUCUCGACGUAUCAGCGGUCUCUGUGGCAACCGGACUAUUAAGUGUGGUGGCAGUGUUGCCCGGGGCAACGGGGAUAUCUUGUCUAUUUCGACUGCGUGAGGUCAAGCGGAGGAGGUCAGGAGUCCAGCAGGGGAAAGGGAGAAACACUGAAAAGGGUUUUGUUGAAGAAUCUCUUUCGGUAAAUGACAGUGUCGCCCAUGCCUCCUGGAACAAACUUGAGCAGUGGCUACAGGACGCCUGGAGGAAAACAUACCAGGGCACAGAUGGGCUCCCGUUGUCCGCUACGAUUCUGGAAAAUAAAGACACAGAUAAAGAACGUGUAAACCGACCAGAUGUGAUCAUAACAAAGGAGGAUGAUCCAGCAGUCAAGAGCAGUCUGGUACUUCAGCAUUUGACGUCGCGCUCGAAGCAGGUUGACGAUCAUGAAACAACGCAAGGAAAACAGCUUGAUCCAGCAGAUGUUCUGUCCAGAAUGAAAGAUGAAGAUCACAUCGUUCAGAAUGAGAAAGUAGAUCCUGGAGGAAAAUGUCGUUAUCAUGCAACCGACAAACUGAAAGGGAGAAGAAAUGGAGCAGCAACCCGGUGGUGUCACCGUUUGGCUUGGACUCUCUGUCUGCUGUUGUGCCUUUGCUGUCUGGUGCUCUCUGCUCUGCUGGGAAUGAGAUUUAGCAGCAGCAAACGUAUGCUUUGGAUACACUCCCUUUUCUUCUCGCUGGUGUUUUGCAUCUUCGUCAUCCAGCCAGCUGUGAUAGUCGCCGUGGCAGCGACUGUCUCUUUUUGGCACAGAAAAAGAGCAGAUUUCCAUUCUUUCUCCAGAAUUGAAGAGUUUGAAGUAGACCUGUGCUGCUGUACUGAUGCUGAUGGACCAGAGAAGCAGUUCAAGCCUCAGGAAACAUGUUCAGACUUGGAGCAGCUGCUUGCCGCUCGUCAGCGAGCUCGCUACCUGCGUCUCGUACACCCACCGACUCCAGCAGAGCUGAGGAGAAGUCGGGGGAGGAAAAGAAGGGGGACUCUCAUUCACAACACCCUCAGGGAUUUGUGUGUCUGUGUCUCCAUGAUUGUCCUGAUGCUGUGUGUAACACACGGCAGCUCAUUCAGUGACCAUUACCACCUCAACCAAGCUGUAAGAAAACACUUUAUAAGGAAUAAUGAGAAUUGUGACUUUAUGUCCAUACAAAACCAUGAGGACUGGUGGAGGUGGAUACAGACCAAGCUGCUAAAUGUGUUGUAUAAGAACACAUCAACAAUAAAUGAGCAAUCCCACAUCUUGAUUGGAGAACCCAUCCUGUGGAAGACGGGGAUUUACAGCUCGUUACAGGAGCAUUCUCUUUUCCCAGACUCCACUGCUACAGUUCCCACAGUAACGCCCAUGAGGACGUGUGGCCACCUGGGCUGCUACGCUGGGCACAGCACUGCGUUUGGCCUCGGCCACACUAAGUCUGACGCUGCAAGCAGACUGACUCUCCUGCGCUCAGAUGGCUGGUUGGACAGACGGACGGUGGCCCUGAAGGUCCAGUUUACCUUGUUCAGCCCUGCACCCAACUUAUACACCAGUGUGACCCUGCUCACUGAGCAGAGCCCCACUGGUGUCCUGAUGCCCUCUUCUAAAGUCCAGUCAGUGAGGGUUUAUUCCACUCCUGCUGUGUGGGACUAUGUUGUCAUGGUGUGCCAGCUCGUUUUCCUCCUGUUGUCUCUUCUGCAAUUCUGUCUUCAAAUGUGCACUUUGAUGCAGCAAGGGCUGAUGGGAUACUGGAAGACGCCCUGCAACUGGCUGGAAGUCGCUCUGCUGACAGUGACACUCGUGCGCUGUGUUUAUUACGCCCAUCACUCCAUCGUCAUCACGGACGCCGCCGAGCUUCUGCAGAGACGCAACGGACAUGUUGACGUCAGCUUCUUGGCGUCCUGGGAACAAGACAUUCGUACUCUCUGUGGCUUGACACUUUUCCUUCUCACCCUGAAGUGUGUGACUGUGUUGAGGGGGAACGAAACCUUGGCGUCCUCUGCCACGCUGUUCACCCGCUCACUCUGCAGCCUCUGCUGGCCCAUGGUUUCAGGUCUGAUCCUACUGGUGGCACUGUCCUGUGCAGGAAAUCUUCUGUUUGUGCAGCGGUCCUGGGCUUUCAGCUCUAUUCCCCGCUCGCUCCAGACUCUGCUCUGUCGCUGUGGGGGUGUCAGACCCCUCAGGAGCCUCCUUCUCUCUGGACGGGAUUUUCUGUUCUGUGGAACGCUUUAUCUGUCUUCCACUAUGGUGUGGACAGCAGUGGUAAUAGCUGUGGUGUCCACGUUGGUGCGAAGAUCCAGAAGAUCUGAGAGCAGGAGGGACACAGUCUUCACUGUGGCAGAAAUGGGAAGCUACAUCACACAGAGGCUUUCUGAGUUUGUUUUGAAGCGUGAACCAAAAUGGAUUGACGAUCACGUGGAGAGCAGGACUUUCUACCUUGAAGAGUUUGAAAGCCUGGUAGAUGAGCUGCUGUUCAGACUCAACGCUCUCUCUAACUGCCUGCACCAUACUCUGCCUCCGAAACUCCAUCAUGACGCGGAAGAGGAGGAGGAGGACAGUCCCAUCGCGUCACCCACGCAGGAAGCCCUCAGCAUGGACACAUGGGACUUUGGAGGAGCACAAAUGGCAGAGGAGAAACUCAGGUCCAUGCUUGAACUAGAGAUGCUGCAGUGUUUGCAGCAGAAAAGCCAACAGAGAAACACUUCAGACACCAUUGUGGCAUCUACUAACCAGCAGCAACCUGAGGAAAGAGAAGAAGAUCCAGGACUAAACAGGCCGUCCUUCCCAGAGUCAGCAUCAGUCAUCGAGAUGUGGACAGAAGAUGUUAUGGAGACGCAAGACGGCCACCGGAUUAACACAAAUGACAGCUGCUGGAUAAGCAAAACUCAGGCCACCCAUACUGAGGUGGUGGUGGAGGUUCUGGUACAUGACGAGCCUGGAGAUGCAGAGUCAGAUACAGGAGGGCCCAUACAUCUGAAAUAGUUCAGGUUGAAACUCUGCAGUGCAAAUAAUCUACAUUGUAAGAGCUUCUCUUCUUUAAGAUGUAGCCUACAUUACAUACACGUUCAGCAACAUAUUUUCCUAAUUUCUCUGACUUGAGCAAAUUGAAAUUAAAAUAA
Molecule: messenger RNA, 8573 nt
Organism: Solea senegalensis (Senegalese sole)
Lineage: Eukaryota; Metazoa; Chordata; Actinopteri; Pleuronectiformes; Soleidae
Product: polycystic kidney disease 1 like 1
Exons: 51
Coding region: 1-8436 (2811 amino acids)
Biological process (GO): detection of mechanical stimulus
Cellular component (GO): membrane
Molecular function (GO): protein binding; calcium channel activity
Source: RefSeq, a predicted model, not a curated record